This is a messenger RNA of Necator americanus (New World hookworm), 384 nucleotides long. RefSeq lists its product as uncharacterized. The record is from RefSeq and is a predicted model, not a curated record. The transcript has a single exon. Lineage: Eukaryota; Metazoa; Nematoda; Chromadorea; Rhabditida; Ancylostomatidae. The coding region runs from base 1 to 384 and encodes 127 amino acids.
AUGGCGACCGCUGAGAGGCGAUCAAAUCUCAGGUUGCUCAGGACGUCAUUGAUUCUGGACCAAGGUGACACACGAACACGCACGACUCGCCAUGGAGACUGUCUCAGACUGUGUACUUACAACGCGAGAACAGUGUCCACAGACGCUGACCUGCAUGCCCUUCUCGGAGCUCCAGAGCGUAUCAAAUUUCACUUGAUUGCGCUGCAGGAGACCAAGUGCAGAAGGAGCGACGUACGAGUGAUGAAUGACGGUACACUCGUCAUCCGUGGAGAGAAGGUUCCGCCGCAAAAUGUAGCCGGUGUUGGUUUUUUUGUGCACCCAUCUGUCGUCCAUCUUGUCGAUUCUCACGAGAUGCUGUCACCUCGUCCGGCCUUUCUGCGCUAA